This is a messenger RNA of Oncorhynchus keta (chum salmon), 5520 nucleotides long. Its product is annotated as protein NLRC3-like. Gene Ontology annotation, molecular function: protein binding. Bases 2204 to 5080 code for a protein of 958 amino acids. The record is from RefSeq and is a predicted model, not a curated record. The transcript is spliced from 8 exons. NCBI's taxonomy places the organism in Eukaryota, Metazoa, Chordata, Actinopteri, Salmoniformes, Salmonidae.
AACAGUGAAAUGCUUGGUAAACAACAGGUGUAGACUAACAGGGAAAUGCUUGGUAAACAACAGGUGUAGACUAACAGUGAAAUGCUUGGUAAACAACAGGUGUAGACUAACAACAACAGGUGUAGACUAACAGUGAAAUGCUUGGUAAACAACAGGUGUAGACUAACAGUGAAAUGCUUGGUAAACAACAGGUGUAGACUAACAGGGAAAUGCUUGGUAAACAACAGGUGUAGACUAACAGUGAAAUGCUUGGUAAACAACAGGUGUGGACUAACAGGGAAAUGCUUGGUAAACAACAGGUGUAGACUAACAGAGAAAUGCUUGGUAAACAACAGGUGUAGACUAACAACAACAGGUGUAGACUAACAGAGAAAUGCUUGGUAAACAACAGGUGUAGACUAACAGUGAAAUGCUUGGUAAACAACAGGUAUAGACUAACAGUGAAAUGCUUGGUAAACAACAGGUGUAGACUAACAGUGAAAUGCUUGGUAAACAACAGGUGUAGACUAACAGUGAAAUGCUUGGUAAACAACAGGUGUGGACUAACAGGGAAAUGCUUGGUAAACAACAGGUGUAGACUAACAGAGAAAUGCUUGGUAAACAACAGGUGUAGACUAACAACAACAGGUGUAGACUAACAGUGAAAUGCUUGGUAAACAACAGGUGUAGACUAACAGUGAAAUGCUUGGUAAACAACAGGUGUAGACUAACAGUGAAAUGCUUGGUAAACAACAGGUGUAGACUAACAGAGAAAUGCUUGGUAAACAACAGGUGUAGACUAACAACAACAGGUGUAGACUAACAGAGAAAUGCUUGGUAAACAACAGGUGUAGACUAACAGUGAAAUGCUUGGUAAACAACAGGUGUAGACUAACAGGGAAAUGCUUGGUAAACAACAGGUGUAGACUAACAGGGAAAUGCUUGGUAAACAACAGGUGUAGACUAGCUGAUUUAUCUGCCUCUUCCGAACAAAGAAAAACUGAAAAAUGACACAAAGGAAUAAAUACACGAUGAGGAUACCGGGAGCUGUAAGAAAAGGCCAAUGAUCAAAGAUCUUGAACUAUUUUUUAAACUCCACAUUUGAAGUUUUAAUUUCUAUUUUAUGUCUAUCUUUUCAAUUAUAUUUAAAUCGUAUUCUGAUUGUUUCAUAAUUUUCGAUGAUAUUCUGAUUUAAUGUCUUCAGUUUCGGUUGGAAAGGAAAGGGUUAACGAGGGGGGGGGAUCCAAUCAUGAGUUUUCUAUGCCGGUCUCCGGGGAGAUAAAACUAGCUAUCUAGUUUAGCCAUUGUAAAGGAAAAAUGUAUCCUACACUAUGAUUUCUUCCGUUAAUAUAAAGUGUGUUGAAAACAAAUUUUUAUUGUAGAUUUGACGUGGUAAACGAGGCAAUUAAAGAAUUUCUUUAAUUUCUACGGCAUCAUCUUCAAAUAGAUAAAUCACUUUUAGUCUGCUCAAGAAGAACGUAUUAAACAUGACAUUUUCCGCUUAACGAUAGAUCAGCUGGCGAUUAAUUCAUUGGUAGAUCAGCUGGCGAUUAAUUCAUUGGUAGAUCAGCUGGCGAUUAAUUCAUUGGUAGAUCAGCUGGCGAUUAAUUCAUUGGUAGAUCAGCUGGCGAUUAAUUCAUUGGUAGAUCAGCUGGCGAUUAAUUCAUUGGUAGAUCAGCUGGCGAUUAAUUCAUUGGUAGAUCAGCUGGCGAUUAAUUCAUUGGUAGAUCAGCUGGCGAUUAAUUCAUUGGUAGAUCAGCUGGCGAUUAAUUCAUUGGUAGAUCAGCUGGCGAUUUAAUGAAUUGGUCGUCAGUGAUUGGUCCAUGGAUGGCUUCCUUAUAACCAGGAAACAAGACUUGUAACCUGUUUUAUUCUGUCCACAGAGUCCAAUGUGAGAAACUACAGGUUGAGGCUGCCCAGAAUCAACGAACGGAUCUGAACUCAAUAUUCAGGGUUUCGCUGAUUUAUCAUACAAACUUAUAUCAAAUUAACUCCACAAAUAACACACCAGAGUACAUUUAGUUUUGAUGAACUGUUCUGGGUUUGUUGUCCAUUUCAGGUGCUUGAAGACCGGGUCGUUGUUUUGGUAAAACGUGAGUUGAAGAGGUUCAAGAGGAUACUGAGUGAAGUUCAGAGGGAGGAUGAGGAAGAUGGUGAAGAUGAGAAGCAGGAGAGCAGUGCCAGAGAUGGUGCUCUGAAGAUCACACUGCACAUCCUGAGGAACAUGAACCAGAAGGAGCUCGCUGACACACUGGAGAACAGUCUUCUAGGAGAACUUGUUGCAUGUCAACAGAAACUCAAAUACAAUCUGAAGAGGAAAUGUAAGAAUGUGUUUGAGGGAAUAGCCAAGCAAGGAAACCCAACCCUUCUCAGUAAGAUCUACACAGAGCUUUACAUCACAGAGGGUGGAAGUGGAGAUGUCAAUCAUGAACAUGAGGUGAGACAGAUCGAGGUAACGUCCAAGAGACCAGCAACACAAGAGACGCCAAUCAAAUGCAACGACAUCUUUAAAGCUUUACCUGGACAAGACAAAGAAAUCAGGACUGUGUUGACAAAGGGUGUCGCUGGCAUUGGAAAAACUAUCUCUGUGCAGAAGUUAAUUCUGGACUGGGCUGAAGGAAAAGGAAAUCAGGAUAUCCAAUUGAUAUUUCCACUUCCUUUUCGAGAUCUGAAUAUGAUGAAGGGGAAUAAAUACACCUUGAUGGAAUUUCUUCAUCACUUUUUCACGGAAACCAAAGAAUCAGGAAUCUCCAACUUUGACAAGUACAAGGUUCUGUUUGUUUUAGAUGGUCUGGAUGAGUGUCGACUUCCUCUGGAAUUCAAGACCAAUGAGCACUGUUGUGAUGUCACAAAGUCAACGUCAGUGGACGUGCUGCUGACAAACCUCAUCAAGGGGAAUCUUCUUCCGUCCGCUCUCCUCUGGAUAACCUCCCGACCAGCAGCAGCCAAUCAGAUCCCUCCUGAGUGCGUUGACCAGGUGACAGAGAUACGAGGGUUCAAUGACCAACAGAAGGAGGAGUACUUUAAGAAGAGAUACCACGACGAGCAGAACAUGGCCAACAGAAUCAUCUCGCACAUAAAGACAUCAAGAAGCCUCUACAUCAUGUGCCACAUCCCAGUGUUCUGUUGGAUCUCUGCCACUGUCCUAGAGACACUGUUGGGUGACGCACUGAGCGGAGAGAUGCCCAAGACUCUGACUCAAAUGUACAAACACUUCCUCAUCUUUACCAUACUGCACAAAAAACAGAAAUUUCCCCAAGGACCAGAGGAAGCUGAGUCAGAUUCACAGAUGAAAACAGACGAGGAGAUCCUCCUGAAACUGGGAGAACUGGCUUUCAGACAGCUGGAAAAGGGGAAUCUGAUAUUCUACGAGAAAGACCUGAGAGAGUGUGGCAUUGAUGUCGCAGAAGCGUCCGUCUACUCAGGAGUGUGUACACAGAUCUUCAGAGAGGAGAAUGGGCUGUACCAGGAGAAGCUGUACUGCUUUGUUCAUCUGAGCAUCCAGGAGUUUCUGGCUGCUGUGUACGUGUUUGUCACAUUCAACAACGACCGUUUAAAUCUAAUGGCAGAACCUGAAACCACCACCAGAAACCACCAGAUGUCUGGUGACAACCUACAGACGAACCUCCACAAGAGUGCAGUGGAUAAGGCCUUACAGAGUGAGAACGGUCACCUGGACCUGUUCCUCCGCUUCCUUCUGGGUCUCUCGCUGGACUCCAAUCAGACUUUUCUACCAGGCCUACUGACACAGAUAGGAAGCAAGUCACAGACCAAUGAGAUGACAAUCAAUCACAUCAAGGAGAAGAUCAGGGAGAAUCUCUCUCCAGAGAGGAGCAUCAAUCUGUUCCACUGUCUGAAUGAGCUGAAUGACCGUUCUCUAGUGGAGGAGAUCCAAAGCUACCUGAGAUCAGGAAGUCUCUCAGAAGACACACUGUCACCUGCACAGUGGUCAGCUCUGGUCUUUGUGUUGCUGACUUCAGAAGAGGAGCUGGAUGUGUUUGACCUGAAGAAAUACUCCAGAUCAGAGGAAGGUCUUCUGAGGCUGAUGCCAGUGGUCAAAGCCUCCAGGACAGUCCUGCUAAACGGAUGUAACCUCACAGAGAGAUGCUGUGAAGCGUUAGCCUCUGUUCUCAGUUCAAACCCCUCCCAGCUGAGAGAACUGGACCUGAGUGAAAAUGACCUGCAGGAUUCAGGAGUGAAGCUGCUCUCUGCUGGACUGGAGAGUCCGAACUGUAAACUGGAGACACUGAGGUUGUCAUUCUGUUUAGUCACAGAGGAAGGCUGUGGUUCUCUGGCUUCAGCUCUGAGGUCAAACCCCUCCCACCUAAGAGAGCUGGACCUUACCCACAAUCACCCAGGAGACUCCGGAGUGAAGCUGCUCUCUGCUGUCGUGGAAGAUCCACAAUAUAAACUGGAGAAACUCAGUGUGGAUCAUAAUUCCGAGUGUUGGUUAAAAUCAGCACUUAAGAAAUAUGCCUGUCAAUUGACACUGGAUCCAAACACAGCAUUCAAAAACCUCUCUCUGUCUGAGGAGAACAGAAAGGUGACACGGGUGGAAGAGGAGCAGACGUAUCCUGACCACACAGAGAGAUUUGAGAACUGGGAUCAGGUGCUGUGUAGAGAGGCUCUGACUGGACGCUGUUACUGGGAGGUGGAGUGGAUGGGGCACGAGGUCCAUAUUGGUGUAACAUACAGUGGAAUAGGAAGAGAAGGAAGGGGUCAUGACUGUGGGCUUGGAUACAAUAACAAGUCCUGGACUCUUAGUUGUAAUAAUGAUAUUUACACUGCCAGGUACAAUAAGAAGCCCACAACCGUACCUGACCACGCCUUCCGCUCCCACAGAAUAGGAGUGUAUCUGGACUGGCCGGCCGGCACUCUGUCCUUCUACAGCGUUUCCUCUGACACAAUGACCCACCUGCACACAUUCCACUCCACAUUCACUGAGCCCCUCUAUCCAGCAUUUCGGAUCUGGUACUGUGGCGCCUCUCUGUCCCUGUGCCAGGUACUGCUGAGCCAGGUACUGCUGAGCCAGGUACCGCUGAGCCAGGUACCGCUAAGCCAGGUAUCGCUGUGCCCCAGUGAAUACAAAGAAAGUAUUUAAAUGACAAAUUAACUGAAGCUUUGACAAACAGAACCAAAUCUUGUGGGAGCUCUGGCCUCAGGCCAGUGACAUGUUUUCAUCUGUCACAAGGGGAACUGUAGAGCACUUUAAAGCUUAGAUGUAGUUGGCAUAUAUCCAUUGUGCACUUAUCAGGAGUUGACUGUAUUUUGUGUUUGAGUUAUUCAAGUAUCAAACUAUCAGUAUUCUGAGUUCAGUUAUAUGCUAGAUUUGUAGAAUGUAAAAUAUGACAUUUUCAGUUCUAGAUCUGUUAUAUUAUUACUAGUUAAAAAAAAGCCUUUGUUUUGUAGAUCAAACUUUGAUGCGACAACACAUUUUUUUGUGUGUAGAGAUUCUGACGUUUAACCUGAGUUUUAUUCUUGGAUCGCUGAUUCGCUCGUUCAUGCCUGCCUUCACAGCAAAGGGAAUGAGUUCGUUCAUGC